GCCUCCUCUGCUUCUUUCCUGCUCCUUGUCCGCUGCCGCUGCGGCCAUGUGCCGAAGUAGACCUGUGGCGUUUCGUAAAGCACCUUAAUGUCCAGUUUGACACAUCGUACGUCCUCACAUUAUCCACUCAUGCGGUGCGCUGUGGUAGGUGUGCUGCUGUUGGGGGAGGUUACAGUGUUUCCGCAAGCUAUUUCAACAUGGGGCAGUUUAGCGACCAGUAGCUCUGUGACAAGCUCUGCGUCAGUUGUUCUAACGAACGACAUGUUCCUUCGCAGCCGCGUGUUCUUGAACUUCGACCAUGUUGAGCGAUUUCAGAAGAAGGCUGGCUUGGAGGCAGAAAGCGAGACGUCGGUCACCUUGUCUCCCGAGCAGCGCGAAAAGAAGCACGAACUGAAGUACGAGGCGGAGUUCGUCGUGGAGUUGAACAUGACCAGAGCGCACGAGACUGGUGCCAAGAUGGGGAUCAUCAUUAACAGGAACGCCGACUUCGAGCCUGCGACCGUUUUUAAAGUGCAGAAGACUGGCCUGAUAGAGGAUUGGAAUCAAGCCCACCCGGGGCAGGACGUGCAUGUUGGCGACGAGCUUGUCCGCGUUAACGACAUCCAAUGGCAUGCGAACACAGAGAUUUUUAUGCAGCGAAUCCGCGGCCAAUUCGAGGCUGGGCGCAAGCAGGUGGAUGGGGCAAGUGAUAUGUUGAGGCUCUACAUCCAGAGGCCACGGAAAUGGCACCAUAAGCGUUUUGCGGAGCAGCGCGCAGACUUGCACAGUGAGUUGUACGCAAAGGAAUUCCUCGCUGAGCUUCCUUUGCCUGAUGACGUCUCACAGACGACCAUGGACACCGUCAUGGGUUGGAAGAUCGGCGCCAAGCAGGAGUGGGAGCCGGUCACGAUCCAAAAAGUCGAGCAGCAUGGGCGCCUGGCCGAGUGGAACCAGCUUCAUAACGACAGCUUAAUCCUGGAGGGCGACGAGAUCCUCAAGGUCAACCACAUCAUCUGGCACAACAACGCGACAAAAUUCAACACCAGCCUCCAGAAACACUGGAAGGCUACCCAGGCGGUGAAGGCGACCAACAGGUCGAUUGCUCUCUCAAUUCGAAGGCCGCGGCCUGUUCAGGAGGCCUUUGAUGAGGCGCACCCCAUCGAGGAAAUCGAAUCCUGCAGAAGGACGACAGCUAGUGUUACACUCCGCUUCCCUGAGAAGCCGGAGGAUCGGAUACUGGGCUGGAAGAUCACCCCUGGCGCCAAGUCUGCAACCGGCGUCGAGGGGCCCGUCCUCGUCGAGAAGCUCCGUCCGACGGGCAUGGUGGCCAGGUGGAACGCCGUGCACCUGAGCCGGAAGGUCGAGGCUGGCGACCAGAUUGUCAUGCUGAACGGCGUCCGGGGGCCCCCCAACGGUACACCCUGUGGCGUCUCGGGUGACCGGGGCCUCCGGGGUCCCGAGCAGUCCCCGGACAUCCGCCGAUAUGGCUCUGUGCGCAGCCCCAGGGGUCUGGACCCCUUCCCUGAGGUAGUUCCUCGUCCUGGAUCCAGUUUCGAUGGCCCUCGGGCUCGAGAGCGGGCUCCAGGGGCCGAAGUCAAAGAAGGACGCCCAGAGUAGAACCAGACAUCGCCGGAGAUUCGGGUUUGUCGCCACACCGGUCUGGGACCCCCCAAGGCGUCUCUUGGGACAAGUACGACAGCCCCAAGCAGUUCUUCGACGCCGUCCAGGAGGUGCUCAGCACUGCCCGCGGGGAGGGGCCCGCCGGGGGGCAUGUGCAGCUCGUGUUGGAGAAGCCCAUCUGCAGCGUGCGCGAAGUUCGUCUGAACAUGGAGCACGGGGUACACAUGGGAGCGGACGACUCGCAGGCCACGACCACGCCUCUUCCCGAGGCCCGCUCGGGAGUGGCCGAGGAGCCGGCGGCAGGCGGAGGCGGCGGGGGGGAGGCGGCCAGACCAGUGGCGCUGGCGGUGCGCAAGGGAAGCCACGCGCAGGAGGCGCCAUCGUCCAGCGGGAAGGCCCGCAGGGAGACAGCUUCCGGCAGCAAGGCCCUCGGGGAGGCAGCUUCCAGCGGGAAGGCCCUCGAGGAGACACCUGCCAAGAAGCAGGCCGACAAGAGCCAGGUGGCGGAGGGCGAAGCCCUCAUCAAGGCCAGGACCCGCAUCGCAGAGAUCGAGACCACCCUCAAGGCCCUCGAGACCCUCAAAGAUCCUAAGGUGGUGGCCCUCGUGGUGGAUCUCAAGAAGGAGAGGGAUGGUCUCCGCGCCACGCUGUUUGAACAGGAUUUCGCCCGCAUCGCGGAUAUCGAGGUCACCCUCAAGACACUCAAGCUCCUCAAGGACCCUAAGGUUGUAGCCCUGAUGGUGGAUCUCGAGAAGGAGAGGGAUGGUCUGCGCACCAAGGUCGGUGCUAAGGACGAUGUUUAAGGAUGGUGCCAGUGGUGAUGCGAAGGUGCCGAUGGCUGAGUUCACCGCCGCCACCCCAAAGGGAAAGGCGGACGAUUCGCAAGGCGCCGAAGAUUGAGGAUUUCUCGGGCGACGAGUUGAGCGCUUGCUCCGGGCUCGCCUCAGUACCUCUCGGGGCUGAAGACUCCGGCAAUGUGCCCGGCAGCGCGAACCACAGACUUUUCAAUUGAGACUCUAUUCUGAAGCGUGUCGAUCAUGUACGGCGGCAGAGCAGGUGGAACAG
This is a messenger RNA of Prorocentrum cordatum, 2664 nucleotides long. NCBI's taxonomy places the organism in Eukaryota, Dinophyceae, Prorocentrales, Prorocentraceae. The record is from the annotation of a GenBank genome assembly.